Molecule: messenger RNA, 1903 nt
Organism: Rhipicephalus sanguineus (brown dog tick)
Lineage: Eukaryota; Metazoa; Arthropoda; Arachnida; Ixodida; Ixodidae
Gene: Gint3
Product: UBX domain-containing protein 6
Exons: 8
Coding region: 421-1695 (424 amino acids)
Cellular component (GO): cytoplasm
Molecular function (GO): protein binding
Source: RefSeq, a predicted model, not a curated record
CCCAAGGUCGCCAGCGGCUUCGAGCGCAAGGGGCGCUCAUGUGCGUUUCCUCGUGUGCCGUCCGUCACGCCAAAGUUCCGUAAAUGUUUUGGUUUUCCAGUAGCCAGAAAGAAGAAGUCGAAUCGCCUUUCUGGUCGACCAGCAGCCUGUUGACGGGACCGUUAGUAGAAGCUUACGAGCAGCUCGAUACGUGGUGCCUCGGUAGCGACCACUUCGAGAGGAGCGUCGCCCAGACGUUGCUCGUCGUAUUCGCCAUCAACGUCGUGCUAAUCCUCUGUGUGUGGCGCAGGUGCGGCGACCAGAUCGCUGACCAGUUUCUCAACCUCGCCACCUCAAGCAGCCAGCUUGAAGAGUUUCAGAAGGAGGCCAGCUCGCUGGAGCUGCCGGAAGAGCACUCGCCUCGGAUCUGAGCGCCUCUAGAUGGCAGCCAUUCGCGACUUCUUCAAGAAGCGAAAGGCCGAAAUCAAGUUCAAGCAGGCUGGCCCUGGCAGACGACUCAAUGCAGAUGACACACCGCCAAUGCAUUCCCCCUCCCCAGGACCGCAACAGAGCCAGCAACGUGGACCUCCGUCGGAAGGCGCACAGCGAGCCGCCGCAGCUGCACUUGCACGCCUUGAGCAGCAACAGGCCAAGACACAUCCGAACUGGUCUGUAGCCGCCAUCAAAUCACAGGCCAAGAAGGAGCUUGAACAGCAGCUGGCUUCAGAAGAGGCGACAAGCAUGCGAAAGCCUACCUCAGCUGUGCUCGAGUCUGGACCACAGGCUGGUGACAAUGCCGUUGUGUUCGGCCACCCGCUUCUGGGGCCUGAGCUGAGGCUGCCAUACGAGGAGCUCCGGUCACGCAUCCGCCAGUUCCUCUACGAGCAGAUGACUGAAGAGCCGGGCCUCACCUCUUGUCUUCUCAUCCACACCUGCAACUCGCCACAGUCCAAGGUUGACGCUGGUGUGGAAACUCUGUGCAAGUAUCUCAGCAACAUAGCAGAUCAUCCAACGGAGGAGAAGUAUCGCCGCAUCCGCCUCAACAACCGGAUAUUCCAGGAGCGGGUGCUGCCACUCGAGGGUGCCCUUGAGUUCCUUCAGGCCGCUGGCUUUGAACGGCGACACGAGGCGGAGCCGUCCUCCGAGGAAUGGCUCGAGUUUCCUUCGGACGGAGACAUUGAGCAGCUGCGCAUCUUGGCUGACGCUCUGUGCUGUGCGAAGCCCUUACGACCUGUCCUGGACCGGUCUCUGCGUGUGCUGCUUCCCCACGAAGCAGCUCAACAGUUGGUGCUUCCCGACUCCUUCUUCAACCUCAGCCCCGAUGAGCUGCUGCGUGAACAGGAAGCCAGGCGUCGUGAAGUGGAGGUGCAGACGACCCUUCGAACUAAGGCCAUGCGUGAGCGUGACGAGAGGCGGGAGCAGAUGAUGUACCGCUACGCGCUCAUUCGGAUCCGGCUGCCUUCGGGCCUUUUGUUACAGGGGACGUUUUCUGUGCACGAGCCGCUUGCUGCCGUGCGAGAGUUCCUCCUGGACAACAUGGAAGAAGCCAAGAGCCAGUGUACACUCAUGUCACCAUCCGGCCACACGUUGGACGACUCCAAGGCCACCCUGCUCGAGCUGAAGCUUGUGCCGGCCGUAGUGUUGACCGCAUCAUGGGGCCAGGCAAAACCGCCUGAUCUCCUCCCGGACCUGAAGGCAUUGGUGCAGCCACUGUAGCCGCCGCUAAUUACUCUCCAGCCCAGAAGACAAAAAUUGUAUUGCUACGUUCUAUCAUAAAAAUAACAAAAUUCGGGGCACAAGAAAAUUUUGGUUCGUUGUGUGGAAUGUCUUAACCUUCCCCCUCUUCUUUCUGCUGUUUUCUGGCACUGACAAUUGCACUAUGUGCAGCUGAGCAUAAAGGGAAUAAAACAUACUUGUUCUACAC